CGCAUUCAGGACCUCGUUGGCUUCAGUGCAACCUACAAGCAUAGCAUUAUGAAGCUCAUGCUCGUGGCCACCAGUCUGGUGGCUAUCCUGGCCUUCGCUAACGCCGAAGAAGCCAAGAAAGCAGAAAAGGAAGUGGCAGUGACCGACAAGAAAGAUCAAGCAGCAUCUGACGACAAAAAACACGAAAAGAGAGGACUGGGAGGUUUUGACAUUGGAUUGGGUUACGGACAUGGUGGUUUCGACGGCGGUUUCGGCGGCGGUUUUGACGGUGGCUACGGUCAUGGUCAUGAAGAAGUCCACAAAACCGUCACUGUUGUUAAGAACGUGCCCGUUCCUUAUCCUGUAGAGAAACACAUCCCUUACCCAGUUGAAAAGAAGGUCCCCGUGCCCGUAAAGGUGCCAGUGCCCCAACCUUACCCCGUUGUGAAACACGUUCCCUACCCAGUCAAAGAGAUCGUCAAAGUGCCCGUUCACAUUCCUCAGCCAUAUCCCGUUGAAAAGAAAAUUCCAGUACCCGUUCAUGUGCACGUAGACAGGCCCGUCCCCGUCAAGGUAUAUGUUCCCCAGCCCUACCCAGUUGAGAAGCACAUCCAUGUGCCUGUCAAGGUCCCCGUGCCUGCACCUUACCCAGUAGAGAAAAAGAUUCCUUACCCCGUAAAGGUGCCCGUCCAUGUACCUGCUCCUUACCCAGUUGAGAAAAUAGUCCAUGUGCCCGUUAAGGUUCCAGUCGACAGGCCUUACCCCGUGCAUAUUCCCAAGCCUGUACCUUACCCAGUUGAGAAGCCAGUACCUUAUCCCGUUGAGAAACCCGUGCCUUACCCCGUCAAGGUCCACGUCGACAGGCCCUACCCCGUGCAUGUUGAGAAGCCAGUGCCUUACCCCGUGAAGGUGCCCGUGCCUGCUCCUUACCCAGUUGAGAAGCACAUCCCGUACCCAGUGGAGAAACCCGUCCCAUUCCCAGUGAAGGUUCCAGUUAUCAGGCACUACCCAGUCCACAUUGAGAAGCAUGUGCCCGUUCACAUUGAAAAACACGUGCCUUAUCCCGUUAAGGUUCCGGUCCCAGUCGUCGUCGGUCAUGGUCAUGGUCACGAGUAUUGAGAUCAUGUAAGCUAUAGAGGCUGCAGGAGGCAGAAAACAGAAUGUGAUAUAAAUAUAAGCUCAACACAGUAACUACGAGGAGAGACCGUGAAAUAUACCA
This is a messenger RNA of Hyposmocoma kahamanoa, 1198 nucleotides long. Its product is annotated as skin secretory protein xP2-like. NCBI's taxonomy places the organism in Eukaryota, Metazoa, Arthropoda, Insecta, Lepidoptera, Cosmopterigidae. The transcript is spliced from 2 exons. Bases 49 to 1098 code for a protein of 349 amino acids. The record is from RefSeq and is a predicted model, not a curated record.